Pongo pygmaeus (Bornean orangutan) is the source of this 4342-nucleotide messenger RNA. RefSeq names its product CEBPZ opposite strand (gene CEBPZOS). NCBI's taxonomy places the organism in Eukaryota, Metazoa, Chordata, Mammalia, Primates, Hominidae. The transcript has 5 exons. The coding region runs from base 1180 to 1422 and encodes 80 amino acids. The record is from RefSeq and is a predicted model, not a curated record.
AUAUAGUUUACGCAUUCACAUUUUUCACAAUUUAUGAUGCUUUAGUUACACAGAUGAACCAGAUGGGCUGGACUAGGGGUGGGGCGGGUGUUAGAUAGGAAAAUUAGGGCAAUCACAGAGCACCUUGCAGAGGCACUUCCUUUACUUGGCAUGGACAGAGUUAGCUCCAGCUAUCACCCCUUCUCUAAAACCUUUACAGAUUCCUCGAAUUAGAAGCAAGGCCCUUAUCAUUGUGUACUUUUCAUUAGUUAUUUGUGGUAAAUACCCCUAACUAGACUAGAACUUCGAUGAAGGUAGAUCUGUGUCUGUUUUGGGUGUUCCAGGCUUUGUCUUGCACACGGUACUUCAAUAUACUUUUAUAUUCUUUUUCUUUUCUCUGUUUCCAUGUCUCCUUUGCACCUUCUCAAGUGUUACUUUGCAAACGAAUUCUUUAGGGAUCUGGCUAAAAUGCAGUUUCAGAUUCAGUAGUUCUGCAUUUUCUUUUUUUUUUUUUUGAGACAGAGUCUCACUCUGUCGCCCAGGCUGGAGUGCAGUGGCGCGAUCUCAGCUCACUGCAACCUCCGCCUCCCAGGUUCAAGCGAUUCUCCUGCCUCAGACUCCCCGGUAGCUGGGACUACAGGUGCAUGCCACUACGCCCAGCUAUUUUUUUUUUAAACGUAUUUUUAGUAGAGACGGGGUUUCACCGUGUUAGCCAGGAUGGUCUCGGUCUCCUGAUGUCGUGAUCCUCCCAUCUAGGCCUCCCAAAGUGCUGGGAUUAUAGGCGUGAGCCACCGCGCCCGGCCUAGUUCUUCAUUUCUAACAAGUUUUCAGGUGAUGCUUAUGUUGGUAGUCCUCUGAGACUAUCACACUUUAAGUUUCAGGGUGUUAGAAAAACGACUCAGAAGAGGCUACACGUAGUCAGUGUCCUGGGUUCAAAUGUGAAUUCUGAUUUUACUAACGGUGCGAUUGUGGGCAGUGUAAGCCUCUUGCUUUCUCCGUAAAAUGAGAUACACUCAGCAUCUGUUGCAUGUAUUAUUGCGAAUAUUCCGUAAAAUAAUGCACAUAGAGGGCAGUUAGGUUCCGGUCGCGGUCAGAGUACAAUUAAUAGUAAUUACGAAUGUGGGGGCGGAGCCGACAACGGAAGGGGUGGAGCGUCGCCAACCGUUGCGCAUGCGCAGUCCCCCUUGAACGCACCUCAGGAUGGCCCGUACUUUGGAACCACUAGCAAAGAAGAUCUUUAAAGGAGUUUUGGUAGCCGAACUUGUAGGCGUUUUUGGAGCAUAUUUUUUGUUUAGCAAGAUGCACACAAGCCAAGAUUUCAGGCAAACAAUGAGCAAGAAAUAUCCCUUCAUCUUGGAAGUUUAUUACAAAUCCACUGAGAAGUCUGGAAUGUAUGGAAUCAGAGAGCUAGACCAAAAAACAUGGUUGAACAGCAAAAAUUAGAUCCAGUCAUCACGUUCAGCCUCCCAUCUAAGCUGUUUGAGACCUUUGGGAGAAGAAGAAAAGAUGAGUGUACUACCACACUGUAGACUCUUGGUGGUCCCACAGAACAUGCUGCUGAGUCACAGGAACUUCUAGCCUGCCUUGGCCUGCGGUUUCCCACCCACUAUACAAACCCACUGCUUGUUUGUUGCUUUUCUUCUCAUAUUUGUUGUCAAAGAUUAGUGUUUCAAAAAGAAAUGACUAAGGAAGGAAAAGAAACAAAUGUUCUGAAGAUUUUCUCUCCCCAAGCACUUUUACUGGUGAAAUAAAAACCAGUAACAAUCAAUAUCAGAAAUAGUUAAAAUGUCUAUAAACAUGUAAAGUUACUUAGCAAACUCAUGCUAUAUAAAAAUGGCCCACUUCCCUAAAAAAAAGUAAUUUUUGUAGUCUGCAAGGUUUUUUUUUUUUUUUUUUUCUGUAGUCUAAAUACUUGUUAAUCUUACAUGUUCUCCUGAGAGAAGAAAAAGCCAUUCCUUUCAGGUUGUAAAGUACCAUGAAAAGGUCUUUCCAAAAUAUUCCUAUCAGCCAGGCACGGUGGCUCACGCCAGUAAUCUCAGCACUUUGGGAGGCCGAGGCAGGCAAGUCACUUGAGGUCAGGAGUUCGAGACCAGCCUGGCCAACAUGGUGAAACCCCCUCUCUACUAAAAAUACAAAAAUUAACUGGGUGUGGUGGUGCAUGCCUGUAAUCCCAGCUACUUGGGAGGCUAAGGCAGCAGAAUUGCUUGAACCUGGGAGAUGGAGGUUGCAGUGAACCAAGAUCAUGCCACUGCAUUCCAGCCUGGGCGAGGGAGUGAGACGCUGUCUCAAAAAAAAUAAAUAAAUGAAUAAAUAAAAUAACAAAAAUUUCCUAUCUUCUGAAGUUCCAAGCCAAAGCUAUUUUUAAAACAUCAAUAAAAAAAUUUGAGUUACUUACUUGCAUUAUCUUUGUUAGCCAUGGCAUUCAUGCCAAUGUUAUCAAACUUGGAUCCCAUAUUUUCAUCCAAUAGAUGGCCAAACUUAAACAAAAAAGAUAAAUUUAUUAGAAAACUAAAAAUAAUGUAGAAUAGCUAGCUUCUUAAAACAGUACAUUAGCCUUACCUCUUCAGCAGAUACAAAUAGGCUGGAAUCAUUUAAGUUUCUUUUCUUUUUUCUUGGCCCUAAAAAAAAUUGUAAGUCUACAUUAUUCAAUUAUAAAUCUAAUGAUUUUAGAAAAAUGCAAUGCAACAUGAUUUUAUUUUAAAAAUUAUACUUGGGUAAAAACAAUUGCAAUAAUCUUCUAGCACCAUUGGGUAGCUGGCAUUUAAAUAUAAUUUAAGAGUUAGUAUAUAAUAUUUUCAAAAAGCUAACAUCCUAAUAUAACUGUUCAGAUGACAAGAGUGUCUUCUGGCUUUUCAGAUUUGGCCACUGAUCGAAGUUUACCCAUAAGGGAAAUAACAUAGUAUCAAGUAAUAGUAAAAUUAUCAGUUUGACAUGGAUGGGUUUUGAAAUACUUAAGACAAAACAUAAAAUUUAGUUCAGGGGUCUUUAGAUUGUAAAGAAAUUGACUGAAAGUAUGUUUAUUAUGCUAUUAAAUGAAGUUCUGUUUAUAACACCAAAAGAGGUUCUCCUUUAAAAAAAAAAAACUUAUCUGUAGUACUGAAUAUAUAAACUUUUCCCGAAAAGUCUCUUUUCCUGAAACAAUUAUUCAAACUCUGCAUCUUUGAUAUCAGUGUCUCUAGCAGUAGUAGAGCCAUAUUUUAAAAAGAGCUUUACUAAAUACAGAUGCAUAACAUUCAGCUGUUUUAAGUGUAUUAACGCAUUUUAGUAAAUUUACAGACUUGUUCAACCACAACCACAGUCUGAUUUUAGAACAUUUCCAUCAACUUCAAAAGAUCCCUGGUGCCAUUUGUAGUCCUCCAACCCAUCUCCAAUCUAUCUUGUUUCUAUAACUUGCCUUUUCUGGCUAUUUCAUAUAAAUGGGAUCAUAUGACAUGUGGUUUCCUAUAUCUGACUUUUUUCAUUUAGCAUAACGUUUUUGAGGCUCAUCCAUGUUGUAGUACUCCAUGCCAUGUUGUGGGCUACAUAAUAUUCCAUUGUAUGGAUAUACCACAUUUUACUUAUCAGUUAAUGGACAUUUAGGUUGUGUCCACUUUUUAGCAUUAAUAGUGCUGCUAUGAACAAUCAUGUACAAGUCUUUGUAUCAGAGCCACUUUUGAUAAAAUAGUUUCUAAAACAUUUCAUUUUGAUUUUUAUUAAGGUGAUAUGUAUGUUACUUAACAGCUGUAUAAUACGCAUUUGCAUGCAUUAGGAAGGUUUUUUUGGGUUUUAUUCAUCCUGUAGUGAUGUAUCUGUGACCUCAACGAGUAGGCACUUCUGUACUGUACUGUUUCUUAAAGUUUCUUUUAUCCCGCCCCCACCCCCAACCUCAGCCUCAAGUAUGUAACACCAUGCCUGGCUAAUUUUUGAUUUUUUUUUUUUGAGACAGAGUCUCGCUUUGUUGCCAGGCUGGAGUACAGGGGCGCGAUCUCGGCUCACUGUAACCUCUGCCUCCUGGGUUCAAGCGAUUCUCCUGCCUCAGCCUCCCAAGUAGCUGGGCCUACAAGUGCGUGCCACCACGCCAAGCUAACUUUUGUAUUUUAGUAGAGAUGGGGUUUCAUCAUGUUGGCCAGGAUGGUCUUGAUCUCUUGACCUUGUGAUUUACCUGCCUUGGCCUCCCAAAGUGCUGGGAUUACAGGCGUGAGCCACUGCGCCCAGCCAUUUUGAUUUUUUGUAGAGAUGGGGUCUCAUUGUGUUGCCCAGGCUGAUUAAAGUUUCUAUAAGGUAUGUUUAUUCUUAAGGAUAUCUACUCUAACACCUGUAAAUGUAGGGUGAUCAAUUAGUAAAUUAAUACAUCUGAAUCAAUUAAUAAAUCUGUUUAAAAUUC